UAAUACAUUUUUAUUUUAAGGAAAUUACCACAUGACGUCACUGUAUAUUUGUAGCACGAGAGGUCCAGAAUAGUUUGGAGACCUUUCUAGAAGGAAGAGAACAGGUGUUAAGCGGCAGGUCUGCGAACAGAAGUUCUGCCCCGAGCAGCUGAAGGAGAAUAAGUGAAACAAAGAACACCACGGCUAACAAGCUCCAAAAUGACGGAAAAUGUGAGAUAUGUGCUUGGCAUUGCCUUAAUGGCGUGUACCAAAUUCUGUGGUGAUUCAGCUGAACACCUUAAAAUUACAGUGGGUGUUUUGUAGAGGGCACUGAGCUGUGUGAAAUAUAAUCAUACAGGCAACACGAGAGUCUCCACAGCCCAAAGAUAAAACCACGGCCUUCCGUUCCCAAAAGGAGAUGUUUGAGAUGAUGGAGGAAUCUUUUAAAGUGUGUGCCCACUGUGAGAAGAGGUCACAUCAGUUGUCAAACCCUCAAUGCCUGAAGCGUUGUUCCAAAUGUCUUAAUGUUUAUUACUGCUGCAAGGAGUGUCAAAAGGAAGACUGGGGCAAACAUAAAAAAUUCUGCUCACAGCUGCGUCUUGUUGCCAUUGACAGAGUGGUGGAAUGGCUUGUUUUCAAAGGAGAUCUUCCCUUCCCUACAGUGAAAUGGUCAAAGCCUCAGUCGGACAUUAAGAACUGGGAUGACUGGCUCGCCAUGCAAGGCGAUCUCACUGCUCGCCUCCAUCCCAUUUUGGCUGGAGUGAACAUGAAGGACAUGUGGGCCGACGCUGGCAGGCCUCAACCUGAAGAUGACCUCUUGAAGCAGUCAGUGUGGAGGGUUUGCAGCGAGUUCUUCUCCAGGCCCCUAACCAUAGCCUGGGGUGUUCGACUGUUUGGCUUAAACCCUUAUUCCAAACCUCUCACCAUCCACCUGGUGGGAGCCGGACAAAGUGAGACGCUAGCAGCAAAGGUGACAGACUACGACGAGCUGAACAAGAUGUAUCCAGAACAUCAGGGUAUAGAGAUCGUUAUGGUGGGACCGGAGCUAGUGAACGGACCCAUAAUGAGGCCUCCACUCAGGGCGUUUGGGCCCAAGCAGAGGGUCUAUAUCAGCGCUUAUAAGGGGCUCUACCAUCAGUUCUGGGAGGAAGUUGUUGAAAAGGAAGAAGCAUCCAAACCAGACCUGGUGGUCGGAUUUAACCCUGGGUUUGAUGCCAGUCAGGGUUUGGAGCAAGGCUGGCUUCCAACACUACUUCUUCUCAGGGAUUAUGAGAUUCCAUCUCUUUUUACUUCUCUGAGUGAGCCAGAGAUGACUUAUUCGCUGCAGAUCCUGCUGGAGUUGGAGAUGGACAUGAAGGGAAGUGGAGAGAAUCCUUUCGCCUCUCUCAAACCAGAAGUGGUUGGCUUGUCUCCAAAUAAGCCACCAGUCUUUUGUAACUCGCACUACUUUUGUUUUCAAGGUCUGCUAGAGAGUGUGGAGUUUGAGGAACCAGAUGAGGCCUGAAUGAUGUUAGGCAGGCAUGGAUGUUGUCUAUACAGUUGCCCACACACUAAAAAGAUGAAAUCUGAUAUUUAUGCAGGGGAAAACAAGUUACAGCUUUUAUUACUCCCAUCAAAAUCCACUUUUCGUAUGUUUUUCUUGUUUAAAGCUCAUCGCAUCAUUCAUAUGUAGUGGUAAGUCUGUUCUGUAGUAGAUAAAAAUAUUUU
Messenger RNA from Dunckerocampus dactyliophorus (ringed pipefish), 1686 nucleotides. Its product is annotated as putative protein MSS51 homolog, mitochondrial. The transcript is spliced from 7 exons. NCBI's taxonomy places the organism in Eukaryota, Metazoa, Chordata, Actinopteri, Syngnathiformes, Syngnathidae. The coding region runs from base 398 to 1483 and encodes 361 amino acids. The record is from RefSeq and is a predicted model, not a curated record.